AUGUCACGAUUAUGUCCAACUCCAACCUCGUCAAUUGACACUGCUGGUUCUCCUUCUUCCUCGAUUGCGCUAUCCCAGGACGGUGAAUACGCCGCGCACUUUUAUGGAAAGGACCUUCUCAUUCAUCUUAAUCCUACUUCAUCAGAUUUUCAGGAAGUACAGCUUGUUAAGGUGAAGGACACGGGGUGCAAAUUUCUAAGGUUCUCCCGGAAACAGGACACAGCAGAAGCACGGCGAGUAUUCUGCGCAAGCGAUUCUCGUAUCCUGAUCUGGGAUUUAUAUCCAUUGCGGCAGCAUGCGGAGAUUGAGAACGUCGAACCAGGCGCUGUGAACGUUGACUUUGGGGCUGACGAAAACGAGAUUGUUGCUUUCCACGCAUUCAACACCAAGCUCACUGUCUUUGAGUUGGACUCUGGCCGCAGUCUUAUUAUAAAGUCCCCCAAGUUCUCGCAUCAGAAUGGUUACGGAUAUCGGCCGAAGACCGGGCAGCUCGCGAUCUUAUUGAAACCAGAGACUAGUGACCUGCUGACCGUGCAUGAGCCUCUGACCUAUGAGGUCAUCGGACGCGAAGUGCUUCCGACGGUCGACGCGCAAGGGCUGAAAUGGAGCCCUGAUGGGCACUGGAUAGCUGUAUGGGAGGCUGCAAGUGCAGGAACCAAAGUUCUCGUCUUUACUGCCGAUGUGCAGCUCUUUAGGACCUAUACAGGCUUACCGGAAUCUGAUGGAUUAUUUGAUCUAGGAGUUAGAGGCCUUGAAUGGAGUCCUGUUGUGCGAGAUGGCUUAUCGCAAGUAUUGGCUGUUGGUAAGAUAGAUGGCACGGUGGACCUACUUGGAACGAAAACGUUCUCUUGCUCGUCUACACUCUCACAUAUCUUCCCCAUCGACCAAUCCCCUCCUAGCCUAUGGCGGGAACGCUACGCCGCUGGAGGCAUGAGCUUAGAAUACGCUGAGUCGUCAAGCUCAUCUGCAUUCUCAACCGUCCCCGAACCGACGAGUGUCUCCCGUGGGGUUUCCUUGAUGGGAUUCAGCUUUGAUGGUAAACUUCUGAGCACUGUGGACCAGACGCGGCCUAACAUUGUCUGGGUAUGGGACUUGGAGAGCACUCCAGUUCUUGUUUCGGUUUUGGUUCACGAGCAUGCUGUUAGACAGGUUAUAUGGCAUCAUUCCAGCACGCAAAUGCUCAUUACUACAGCCAACAAUGCUCUUCCCGGUGUACGAUUUUGGAGCCCGCACCGACCACCAUGCAUCUUUCGAGUCCCUAUUUCAAGAAGCGACAGUGGGAGAUACGACGUGCGAUGGUUAUCCUCUGACAUGGGUCAGAAGUCUAGAUUCUGGUUUGGCUCCCAAGAGGACUACGUUUUGGGAUUUAUUGAGCUGGAUGAGCAUGGUGCAGAAUUUAAGGCUCUAAACACUCUUGGUGGAAAGGUAUUAUCAGGCAGCCAUGGCACUUACACGAACCGAUGAGAUUAUCUAUCUGCGCCACAUGUCUAAUAUUCUAUAAGCGACCGUUGCAUAACCAUCUUUAUGUUGCCGUUUUAAAGGGAUAAUUAUGUCACUGCCUUACGUUCCAGGCAUUAACUUCAUAGUUCUCGCAGCC
This is a messenger RNA of Aspergillus nidulans FGSC A4, 1597 nucleotides long. RefSeq names its product WD40 repeat domain-containing protein. Lineage: Eukaryota; Fungi; Ascomycota; Eurotiomycetes; Eurotiales; Aspergillaceae. The transcript has 3 exons. The record is from RefSeq and is a predicted model, not a curated record. Bases 1 to 1464 code for a protein of 487 amino acids.